Molecule: messenger RNA, 778 nt
Organism: Oppia nitens
Lineage: Eukaryota; Metazoa; Arthropoda; Arachnida; Sarcoptiformes; Oppiidae
Product: ribonuclease DdI-like
Exons: 1
Coding region: 53-778 (241 amino acids)
Biological process (GO): RNA catabolic process
Cellular component (GO): extracellular region
Molecular function (GO): RNA binding; ribonuclease T2 activity
Source: RefSeq, a predicted model, not a curated record
AAAUUUAGAGGUAAUCAUAGUUACCAUUAAAAUUCAUUGUAUUUUAAUAAUCAUGAAUUCAUCCGUAAUAUUGUUAAUAAGUUUGUUAACACUUUCUGUAGUCCUAUGUAUGUCAGUGCCUCAUAACGAGUCACUGUCGACAUCAGUCAACGCUAAGGCCUGUCAAAUAAAUCAAACUUUUGGUUAUGUAUUAUUAGCCGUCCAAUGGGUGCCCACUUUCUGUAACAAUACCCGAUGUGGUAGCCGUAACCGUAACUCGUGGACAGUUCACGGUGCGUGGCCGCAACACACCAACAAUUCAUGGCCACAAUAUUGUUGCUUUGAAAGUACGUUUAAUGUUUCAAAAAUCAAAUCACUAGAAAGUCAAUUGAUCCAAAAAUGGCCGACUCUUAAGGAGAAUGGCAAACAUGAAGACUUCUGGAAACAUGAGUGGACCAAACACGGCACCUGUGCUAUGAAUAGCGACAAAUUGAAGGGACAUUUCAACUAUUUUAAUCAUACUUUACAUCUUUACGACUCAUUUCCACUUCAGUCAUGGCUUCAGAGCUCUAAUAUUAAGGCAUCCAAUACCACGACCUACUCAUUGAUUAACAUUCAUAAUGCAGUGGAAAGCCGUUUGGGAGCUAAAGUCGAAUUGGAGUGUCUGUCCAAAAAACCAUACCCUUUAUUACAACAUAUCUACAUAUGUCUCAAUAGACUAACACUAAAACCUCAAGAUUGUAAUCGUCCCGAUGAUAAACAAUGCGGAAUAACAUCUGUAAAAUUACCCCUCGCUUAA